AUGAACAAUAGCCACCAGAGAUACCAAGACAACCCGGAGCCGUAUGAAGAAGAAGAGGUCGACGUGAGACUGAAAGCAUUUGCCCUGCUGAAUCGAAUAGGCCCUACCGCUGACGACGAUGCUUCGACCUGGCCCGAAAAGCCGCAGCCGCGAUCGUCCUAUCAACGCAACGAAACGCCCCAAACGGAGAAGGAUUCACUGCGACGAUCAUCGGCUCCCGCACGAUACGUGAACAAUAAUUACGAAGAAUUGGGCAUGGCGGGUCUCUUUGUGUCCUGCAUUGCCGAUGCCUGCAAAAAGAGCACCGAAUAUGCGGCACGAAUGGGUUAUGAGACGAUAUACCCAGGCGGCGGUGGAAGAGAGGCCGAAGGCGAGUUUGAAAAGGUCAACAUCCUUGGAACCUACGGCACCGGUGGACAAGCUUCUGGAGAAGCCUAG
Molecule: messenger RNA, 438 nt
Organism: Seminavis robusta
Lineage: Eukaryota; Bacillariophyta; Bacillariophyceae; Naviculales; Naviculaceae
Source: the annotation of a GenBank genome assembly